Molecule: messenger RNA, 2307 nt
Organism: Annulohypoxylon maeteangense
Lineage: Eukaryota; Fungi; Ascomycota; Sordariomycetes; Xylariales; Hypoxylaceae
Product: MFS general substrate transporter
Exons: 3
Coding region: 514-2199 (561 amino acids)
Biological process (GO): transmembrane transport
Molecular function (GO): transmembrane transporter activity
Source: RefSeq, a predicted model, not a curated record
CGGGAACGCCUAGAAUCACCGUGGUCAUGGAGGUCGCCAAUUAAUGCUACACAACAGGACUGCGACGAUGAAUCUCUGCCGAAUUUAGGAUACACGACCAUGUCUUGCUGCAUGGGGGGUAGACAAGUUUGGAAACGCCAGAGACCUCGGGUUUGGUCAAUGGGACCCUGGUUCCCCUCUUCGAAUACUGCAUUGGUUAACACUCAUACCUCAUUCAGCUGAAGAUACUCCAGUGCCGCGAUGCCUUCAAGGACUAGGAGGUAGGUUUGAACAAGGUUCCCCGCAAUCGAUGAGAAUCGACUGCAAGAUGGAUGGUAAGAACCUACCAUCUCCCGUGUUGAUCAAAUUAAGCGUACCCCAAUAGUAUAGGGGGGUUAUUAUGAAGAGUUGGAGAUAUCCUUGCUGCGUCGUGGCUAUAAGUCGUAUUAGCCGCCCCUUACGAAGGAUUUGCCUGGUAGGUGCUAAUCUUCUGCAGUAUCGAACUCCUACGGAAUCAAAAAGGACUCCAUCAUCAUGGGACUCGGGGUUCUCGAGGACAGGCAUCUUUCUCAUGUGCCUGGCACAGCUCUUCUGACAGAUGUCGUCGGUUCUGAUAACUAUCGCCGUCAUGGCGAGCUCGCCUCGGCCCUGCGCCACGGAAAGGGCAAAGACUCGGAUGUCGUGUUGGUACCGCAACCUAGCAACAGUCCAAAUGACCCAUUAAAUUGGCCUCUAUGGAAGAAAGAUCUCAUGCUAUUCUUCAUAUGUAUUGAUACGGCUGUCGUGGGCGCUUGGGGGCCAAUGAUCACUCCAGGUUUCGUCGAAAUGACCUCCCAGUUCGGAAUCUCGUAUAACAAGCUCAAUGGUGAUCUUGGAUAUGGUAUCCUCAUGAUUGGACUGUCAUGUUUCUUCACCAAUUCCAUGGCUGUUGUCUGGGGCCGUAGGCCCGUCUUUCUCCUCGGUAACCUGCUACUAUUCAUCAGCAGUAUUGGAGGAUACUACUCGCAUACUUUCAAUAGUUUGCUUGGCUUCCGGCUUGUGGGGUGUAUAGGCAUGUCCCCGUUUGAAGUUUUGGUAACCACGACGAUAGCGGACAUUUAUUUUGUACACCAACGCGGAGUCCGGCUCGCAGCCUGGGGCCUCUGUCUUUCAAUUGGAGUUGGGGGCGGUACGAUUAUCUCCGGUUACAUCAUCCAAAACCUGGGCUGGAACUGGACCUAUGGCAUAUGCGCAAUCAUGUUCGGAGUAUGGAUAAUCGUUCUAUUCCUUUUCUGUCCCGAGACCGCAUAUAGAAGGGACGAUUCUUUGAAUACGGAUCUCGGGUUAGGGCCGAGCAACAAAGAAGAGCUAGCCAAGGACAACAACCCGAAGACGAAGUCCGACAGCGAAUCGCCCAGGGCUGAGAACGUUGAGAUUCAAAUUGAAGUUAUAGAAAGUGCUGUGGCCGAUAUUGCGUGGUCGGAAAAGAAGCAUAGUUACUGGCAUGAUUUGAAAAUAUUCCACGGAAGAGUAUCGGAUGAUCCGUUCUGGAAAGUUCUCACCAGACCAUUGAUGAUGCUCAUAUUCCCGCAAGUCCUAUUCUCAUUUUUCGCGUACGGACUUACGACCUCUUGGCUGGUGGUGGUGGGCUCCGUAUUGGCUCAGCUAUUCACAGCUCCCCCGUACAACUUUAGCGUUUCUGGAGUCGGGCUUGUUUCGAUCGCUUCACUUAUCGGCGCAAUCGUGGGAGCUUUUAUAUCUGGGCCUAUCGCAGACUGGAUCAUUAAGGCGAUGUCGAGGAGAAACGGAGGUAUAUAUGAGCCCGAGUUCAGACUCGUCCUCAUCAUCAUUACUCUGAUUCUUGGGGGCCUAUCUUUCUUCGGGUUUGGAUGGUCGUUACAAGAGCAAGACCCCUGGAUUGCGCCCGUGAUAUUCUAUGGAUUGCAGUAUUUCAGUGUGGGGUUCAUGACCAUUGCUGUCUAUGGUUAUUUGACAGACUGCCAUCGUGACAAAGCUCCAGAGGCAUUUGCGGCGAUCAAUCUGAGGAAUAUCUAUUCGUUCGGCAUGAACUACUUUAUAUCCGAUUGGAUUAGUAGCCAGGGCCCAAAGGAGGUAUUUUGUAUAAUCGGGGGUGUGCACGUCUUCAUCUGCAUCUGCGCAAUCCCGAUGUAUAUCUUCGGAAAGAGAUGUAGGAGCUGGACAAGUCGUGUAAAGAUGUUCGAGAAAAUCAUGCAGGCAUAGGGGUUAGAUUAGGUAGUGGACUCCUAUCUAGUUAGUGACAAUGCGCCUUGCUAUACCUUAUGCAAGAGAAUGUCGAGGAGAAGGCUUUGGAUCCGCAAGACAAACCAU